GUUGUUCUGUCUCCGCCUUAUACAAAAUGCCGACCCUUCCGCACGCCUCGUUCCCGCUGGACCAUGCCCCGAAGGGCACAGUUCUGAUUCCGGACGAGGAGUUGGACACUCGGAGCGAUGAGGAAAUCACCAGCAUGCUGCAGUCAUCCGCAAUGCCCCCUUGCGAUGAGCGGAACUUGUGGGCAUACUGGGAUACAGGCUUCAAUGCCAUGCCCCCUUGGACAAAGAGGAACGUAAUUCACUGGGCGCGAGUCUUGGGGCCCUCGUGGACAAUCCGCGUACUAGACAACGUGCCCGGGUCGUCGCACAAUGCGAGCCAUUUUGUGCCAUCUCAGUUGCUGCCGCCAGCGAUGAGAGCGAGAGCCAUGGAGGGUCCCUACUCCGCCACCCACUCGGCCGAUUUCAUUCGUCUCCCGCUCCUCUUCCUGUACGGAGGAUGCUGGCUGGAUGUGGGGGCAAUUCUUGUGCGGUCCCUGGACGGUAUUUGGUCUCGGCUCGAAGAUUCGACUCAACCCUACGAGUUUGCGGCUUUUACCUACGAGACGCGCCCUGGCGAGACUUCAAUUAUCAAUACCUGGAUGAUGGCUCGCAAGGACAAUGAGUUGGUUCGCCGUUGGCACCAAACGUUUCUGCAUGUCUGGGGCGAAGCUACCCACUGCGAGGGUCUGUCGAAGCAUCCUCUUCUUCGUCAUCUCAAGCCCUACGGGGCUCCUACCGACGCGAAAAUAAUGAACGAAAACCACGAAGCCGUGACCAAGUCCCGCGCUAUCAUGGAUUAUGGGGCCCAAGUGCACUGUCUGGAGCGCCUGCGGGACCUCGUGGACGCCGAUGACGGAUGGGACGGUCGUGCGUGUAUCGAAAAGACAACAUUCCUUCUCCCCGCACUCAAGGAGAUGUGGUACUACCAGGAGCGAACAGACUUUCUUGGCUCCCGCCAGUUUGAGCUGCUGACGACGUCGUACGAUGCACCGGAGCAACAAAGGUCCGAGGCCCAGACCUUCGUCGACGACAUGCUCGCGAAUACGACGAUAAUGAAAUUCUGCCACGGCCUCAAGGACGCUAUGGCAUCCAGUCUGGCCGACCUGUGGGACGACCCGGCUAACUCAGAAGCCGACAACGCCCCUGGGACUUUUGCCGAGUACCUACGAUGGGGAACCAUGCAUCUGCGUCAGACAAGGGAGCUGGUGCCUGAGGAAUUGACUCCUGCGAGCAACGAGCCAAAGAGGGCUACAAUGUUUGAACCUUUCCCUAUGUAG
Messenger RNA from Diaporthe batatas, 1256 nucleotides. RefSeq lists its product as uncharacterized. The transcript has a single exon. The record is from RefSeq and is a predicted model, not a curated record. Gene Ontology annotation, molecular function: glycosyltransferase activity. Bases 27 to 1256 code for a protein of 409 amino acids. NCBI's taxonomy places the organism in Eukaryota, Fungi, Ascomycota, Sordariomycetes, Diaporthales, Diaporthaceae.